Messenger RNA from Protopolystoma xenopodis, 654 nucleotides. The record is from the annotation of a GenBank genome assembly. NCBI's taxonomy places the organism in Eukaryota, Metazoa, Platyhelminthes, Monogenea, Polystomatidea, Polystomatidae.
AUGUCCAGGCAAGCUCAACGCACAUUGCUGCUAUUGUGCUUACAUCCCAACUACAACCAAGUUCGUCGACACGCUCUUGCCCAUCUAACUCAUCUCUUAUCUCCGCCGAAGAGUGACUCCACCUCACAUCCUGAUGACGUUAGCCGUGUCCAUUCAAUUUCUAUCUCGCUUUUGACCUCCCUGACGAGCUGUCUGGCUGCCACCUUAUCCUCCAGGCGUUUGACGCUUUCGACAACUUUACCGGUUGAUGCAACGGUUACCACUCGCAUUUGGCAGGUUUAUACUAGCCCUAUCACUAAUGUUAACUCGGUUUUGGAUCACUUUUGUUCCGAAUCUUGGCAACCUGGAAUCUCGGCUCAUCUUGCUGUGCUAAUCAAACUGAUUGUUUACGUGCCUUCAGGCCUUAACCGACGCUUCCCUAGUGAUGGGCCUUCUCAUAUAGGCCAUACUCGAGGACGUACAGUUUCAGAUGCUGGACCUGUGACCGGUGACGCGCUAGUAUGCAAGAAACUCUCCCAGAAAAAUCGGUGUCACCAACCAGACUUGCCUACUUUGGAGGAAAAAGCUCGGCGUUUGGAACUCCUUGUGAUGGCUACAUAUGCAUCUAGCUUUCCUAUUCUUGGUAUUUCAGUCAAAUAUGAGUCUCCUAUAUGA